GCUGGGUCUUUAGCUUUUUCUUAAAGGUGCAGAGGGACUCUUUGGUCAGCGCUGCUCUGUUUCCACAGACGGAGAACGAUCUGUGGGAGGUGUGGAACAAAACGGGGAAUCACGGGAACAAGUGGAACCGAGCAGAGAUCCCUCUGAGGAAGCUGAGGAACUUUGAGGUGAUUAUCGAGGGGAUUCGCUCGAUGGAUGUGAGUGGAGGAGCUGCGCUGGAUGACCUGGAGUUCAUUGACUGUGCCCCAAAUGCUGUGGAUUCAGUCAGCUGCCCUGCAGUCACAGACUUUGUGUGUCACAGCGGGCAGUGCAUCGAGUCCCACCUGGUGUGCGACCGCAGGGUCGACUGCGCUGAUGCGUCAGACGAGCGGGGCUGCGCUCACACAUGGGGUGCUUGUGAUUUCAACAUGGAUGACAGUCAGUGGGAGGACACCUGCCAGCUCUCUCAGGACACGGAUGAUGACUUUGAUUGGAGGAUCGGUCGUCGGAGUGAGACCCCAGGAGCUGGACCUCCAGAUGACCACAGUCUAGAAGGAGUUUGGGGAAAGUUUCUGUACAUACAUUCAGCCACUGAGAGGGAGGGCGACGUCGCCAAGCUCACAACCACGAGCCCCUUCCCGGCGAGCAUCGGCCUGUGUCGCCUUCGCUUCUGGUUCUACAUGCACGGCUCCGACAGGAUGGGAACGCUCAAGAUCUACACUGUUGGACCCAGUGGAACCAGACUACUCAUGUGGGUAGCCACUGGAAACCAUCGUAGCCACUGGAAAUACGCUAAUGUCAUACUUUCCAACCCAGCACCUUUCAAAGUGACCUUCCAGGCGGAGGCGGGGGGUGACAUGUGGACAGACAUCGCCUUGGAUGACAUUUCCUACACUGCAGACUGUAUGGAAGGAGGACCCGUUACCCCCCGGCCUCUGACCUGCGCUGUGGACCAGUACCGCUGCUUGUACUCCUUUCAGUGCAUCCCUGAGAGCUGGAGGUGUGACGGAGAGCCGGACUGUGCUGACCGCUCCGAUGAAGAGUUCUGUCCCACCCUGGAGCCCGGUACUCUUCCUCCUCAGGAUCGCUGCCCUGUUGGAUAUUUCCAGUGUUUGAAUAAUACCUGCCUCCCUUCCAUCCUGCGCUGUGACGGCGUGCCGGACUGUCCCGACGGAGAGGACGAGUACAGCUGCUCUCUGCUGCAGUGUGAGCUGGGGGAACUGGUGUGUGAAGGUUCGUCUGGUUGUAUCCCUCUUCAGAAGCGUUGUGACCACUCUGCUGACUGUCUGCCGUUUCACUCCGAUGAGUCCAGCUGCCAUGAUUGUCCUCCCCUGUUUUGCCUGAAUCGUGGCUCAUGCCUGGUGAGGAAACACGGGCCUGUUUGCAUGUGUGAUCCAGGGUGGACUGGCAACCGUUGCCAUGUGAGGCAGAAACCAGGUCUCUCCACAGCGUCACCCGAACCAGAGGACACACAGCUGGUAGCUGUGUAUGUCGGCGUCGGCAUCGGACUGCUGCUGCUCGCCGCCGGAGUGGCCGUCUGUGUCCUGGCCUUAUACGCAAAAAAGAAACGCCAUAUCAUAAAGCACAAACUGAUGGACUACGGCGUGAUGGAUGACCUGGCCAAUGGCUGCAGAGCAGAGCCUGUGAGGUCAUGCUGUUGUCCCAGAGUUGACCCCAGCAGGAGUGAUGGUCGUGGGCUUUCAAUCAGUGUCUACCCCUGGGGGAGGGAGGUGGAGCAGGCGUCGACCUGGAGAGAUGCCAAGCUGUCCUUCACCAACCCGUUGUACAAUUACCCCCCUGAUGCUAAUAGCGCUGACUACAGAGGCUCUGAAGCAUAAAGACAAUGGACUUAACAUAUUGAUGCUGCAGUACAUCAGGGUCAAACAGCGUGUGCACACACUGGAUGGGUUUGUCUUGACCUGCUGGGGCGCUAAGUGAGAGGGAGACGAUGCAAAGAGCAGAGGAACGUUUAGGUAUUUGGAAAGGAGUUAAUUGAAUGUCUGAAAAGCUUCAUGCUGUGAUUGGAAAAAAAUGGUUAUUAAUUUAUCAAAUAAAUAAUGUAUUACCUACAGACCAUCAAUACAUCAUUUUUAUAAUGUUUUCAAAGCUGGAGAGAUUUAAAAAGUAAAAUGAUAACUUUAUUGUUUGCCCAGUGGAUGAAAGUCAUAUUUUUUUUGGUAAUAGAGAGAAAAAAAAUAGCAACAAACAAACAAGAAAACACCACACACAGAAGCCAGCAACCACUUUAGGGUUUUCCAUCCAUCCCCAGUACAAUACUCAUAUAAUAAAUUAGUAUAUCACCACA
Labrus bergylta (ballan wrasse) is the source of this 2284-nucleotide messenger RNA. The record is from RefSeq and is a predicted model, not a curated record. NCBI's taxonomy places the organism in Eukaryota, Metazoa, Chordata, Actinopteri, Labriformes, Labridae.